AUGCACUCUAUUGGACGGUUACACUCUUUCAGCUCUGAAGCUGACGGUGACCCAAUAAAAGUCAAAAUGACCCCGCGGGUAGCUGUGCGCGAUAAAACACCUCAUCGGUUCCAAGUCGUUCCUCUUCGCGAGAUAAGCCAACGCCCUAUUGACGGGGUGAACGCGUUGGCUCUACCCAACCUUCGACAAAAUCAAAACCGGCUUCUAGGGAAAGUGGGGUCAUCCACUACGUCGUCGAGUUCUCGUUUAACUCCGUCUCCUCCUUUGGUGGGUAAUGUUUCUUUCCAAUUUCCUGCACAUAGUUCAAUUGAAAGCUUACGCAUCCCACCUCUGAUGGAAAUUCGUUCUCUCAAGGCAUCUUCUUCGAAGCGCAUCUGCAACGAUACUUCUUCAUUGGCCCGCCAACCCCUCACCGAACUGGACCAGAACGUGGAGCCGCCUGACCUUUCAGAGUUACACCUAGAAGAUGCUACAUCAAAACGCAAGAGACCACAGAGUCACUUUUCCUCUCUCAAGUCGUUUCCUAAUCAAGCCGCUCUUUUACUUCCAUCAACAUCCCUAUCUACUUCUUCACUCUCUCUUCAGGCUGUUGAGCACCGUCGUCAAGAUGUCCAUACUAAGUCCUCAAGUUCCAUUUCUAUCAAUCAAAAGGCUUCGCCUCGCAGUCAUCUCGAGGGCCGUACACCACGUCCUGUGCGCAAACAAACUAUGACUCUGUCAGAAAAUCUUUACGACGGUCGUCCUGAAUACGUAAGCGAAGGAAACACGAAACCUACGAUCAAACACCUCGAGACUGCUUGUCGCCCGUCAUCCAAGCGUAACGCUAUCUACAACCAGCCUUUGUACACGAAUUUUCUCAGUCAAACCGAUAUUCCUAAAUUGGUUGAAGAUUCUCACAAGGGGGUAUCGGACGCAACCACUGAUUUCGCUGCACUUGAUGGACGUCAAGAGAACACCUGCCUGCAACCCCCUCCUGUCUAUGGCGAGAGGCUGCACGAACGAUCUUCAGAUGUUGGAGAAGAGGAUCCCGAAAAUGUCGACACAACCAUCUCUCCAAGCGCAUCCCAUCAAGAAAACACAUUGUUGAAAUCGUUACUGCCUAAACUGCUGCCAACCCAGCCACUGCGCUGCUCUCGCACUCAUUCUGUUCGUGUGAAGCCGUUUUCUGAGGGAAAGGUGGUCUACUCAAACAUCGUGCUCGAGUUGAUGUCAGAUAUUGACAAGGAGCUCGAAGGGUGGAGGAAUUUGCUUCAACACUAA
Laccaria bicolor S238N-H82 is the source of this 1260-nucleotide messenger RNA. RefSeq lists its product as uncharacterized. The transcript has a single exon. The record is from RefSeq and is a predicted model, not a curated record. Bases 1 to 1260 code for a protein of 419 amino acids. NCBI's taxonomy places the organism in Eukaryota, Fungi, Basidiomycota, Agaricomycetes, Agaricales, Hydnangiaceae.